This is a messenger RNA of Etheostoma spectabile (orangethroat darter), 1245 nucleotides long. Its product is annotated as dickkopf-related protein 4. The record is from RefSeq and is a predicted model, not a curated record. NCBI's taxonomy places the organism in Eukaryota, Metazoa, Chordata, Actinopteri, Perciformes, Percidae. The transcript has 4 exons. The coding region runs from base 96 to 758 and encodes 220 amino acids.
CAUCAGGUGUGACUGACCUCAGGGACAGAAGCACAUAGGAGGAGGAUCCAGUGAUCGAUAGUCAAUAGAGGAGUGAUUGAUCAAUCGAUUGGAGGAUGAUGUGGAUGUGGCGUAGCGUCCUGUGUGUGUCUCUGGUCUCUGGUCUGGCUCUGGACUCCAACACCAUCAGAUCCUCCAAAGAGACGACGCAGCAGAGCUCCGAGCUGCCGGACCGUUCCUACGGCGACCCGGUGGACCGUCCAGUACGGCGCCGGACGGAGACGACGUUCAACUCCAAUCGAGGACAAACACCUCCAUGUUCUACACCCGACUGCUCCGUACCCCAGAGGGGAGGCUGCAGUAACAGAGCUCAGAGGAGGCCGUCCUUGCAGGACAGACAGGUGGACAGGCAGCGAGACAGAGAGACAGACAGCCACAUAAACAUUGACGGCUUCAACAGGACAAAAGCUCCAGAAAUGUCGAGCUGUGUGCGGUCCGGUGACUGUGCGUCCGGUCUGUGCUGUGUCCGGUAUCUGACCGGUAAACGAUGUCAGAGGAUCCCGGUGGAGGGCGAGGCCUGUCUGCUGAGAGGGUCCACCAAACUGAGGAGGAAGCUGGGGCGUUGCGACUGUGACACGGGGCUGUCCUGCACCGCUGUCAGCCUGGCGGAAUCAGGGAAAGCAAAAGGCCAAGGGGUGUGUCAGCCCCGCCAGAGACAGGGCCAGAGGAACACAAGGCACUCUGGGAAGAAAAGGAGGACGGCAGAGAGGAGCUGCUGACAGAUUAUUUAUAAACUCUGUAUCUUUUGUACACAUUUAAUUUAAACGUUAGUUCAAUUUGUUGGUGAGACGUGUGUUUUCUCCACAGAAGACAGCACAGCAGUAGUACCCAAACUGAAGGGCAGUAAAAAAAAGUUACAAUAUUUUAUCAAUAAAAGUCACUAUAGUAGCCCAUAUUAAAUGAGGUGAUGACAACUGUGCCGGUUGAAAGUGUUUAAACUUGAGUAAAACAUUCAUAUUUACUUUGCCAUCAUCACAUUUGAACAGACAUUAAAUGAAAAGUUUGAGAUUUUGAGAAAUAGUGUACUCUUACUAGCUGAGAGGAAGAAAAGCCUUGUCUUCCUUUCACUAGAAGCAGGGGACAGCUAUCCUGAGGCAAGGACACCAAAAGCAGGGGGUCCAUGGGGUCAUUGUAGCUAUCUGUAGCCUACUCCUGAGUGAAGGGAGCCAACGGGUUGAGGUUUCACGAAAGCAUUUAGGAAACAAA